AACCCUAGAGAAAAAUCCCCACAAAGGGUGUGCAGUCACGAGGAACUUGCUAUAAAAAUUAUCAGUGCUCACUCUGGUAGAAGGUCCAGUGUUCACUCUUAUUACUUGAAGCUGAGGAAUACAACAGAAGCCUAGUCAGGAUGAACUCUACUUCUCAUGAGUUACCAGUAAGGACUCUGGAGUGCAUUGCCUCUCAGCUUGGUUGCAAUCUGACGGAUGAGAAACUUGCUUUGUAUCUGGAUGAACAGGAUGAGCUAAAGCACUUCCAAGAAUAUUUCCAUAUUCCAAAAAUGAAGGAUCUGCCUUUAAUUGAUCUGUCUUUAGUAAAUAAAGAUGAAAAUUGCAUCUACUUAUUGGGAAAUUCUCUUGGCCUUCAACCAAGGAAAGUUAAAACAUACCUGGAAGAGGAAAUGGAAAAGUGGGCCAAAAUAGGAAGUUAUGGUCAUGAAAUAGGAAAACGUCCUUGGAUUACAGGAGAUGAGUGCAUUGUACACCAUAUGAAUAACAUUGUAGGAGCUCAUAAGGAUGAAAUAGCCCUAAUGAAUGGCCUGACAGUUAAUUUGCAUCUCCUACUGUUAUCGUUUUUUAAGCCAACGCCAACACGAUUUAAAAUUCUUCUAGAAGCCAAAGCUUUUCCUUCUGACCAUUAUGCAAUUGAGUCACAACUGCAACUUCGUGGACUAGAUGUGGAAAAAAGUAUGCUGAUGAUAAAACCAAGACAGGGAGAGGACACCUUGAGAAUGGAAGAUAUCUUUGAAGUAAUUGAAAAGGAAGGAGACUCUAUUGCUGUGAUUUUGUUCAGUGGAGUGCAGUUCUAUACUGGGCAACUGUUUGAUAUACCUGCAAUUACAAAAGCUGGACAAGCAAAGGGUUGUUUUGUUGGCUUUGAUCUGGCCCAUGCAGUUGGUAAUGUUGAACUUUAUUUACAUGACUGGGGAGUAGAUUUUGCCUGCUGGUGUUCCUACAAGUAUUUAAAUUCAGGAGCAGGAGCCCUUGCUGGUGCCUUCAUUCACGAAAAGCAUGCACACACGAUGAAACCAGCAUUAACAGGCUGGUUUGGUCACAAACUUGAGAGUAGAUUUACCAUGGAUAACAAGCUGGAUUUAAUCCCAGGUGUCAAUGGAUAUCGACUAUCAAAUCCCCCUAUUUUGUUGGUUUGUGCCUUAGAAGCUAGUUUAGAGUGUGACAAGCGGGAACCAAGUGGCAUUCGAGUGGCUCCAGUUCCUCUCUACAAUUCUUUCCAUGAUGUUUACAAAUUUAUUAAUGUUCUUGCCUCUGCAAUUUCUGCUGCAAAACUAAAGUGAACAAAUCUAUUUUUAGCUCAACAAACCUAAUUAUAUUAGUGUCUCUGCUGUCACUUCCUGGCUAUUUCUGAUUGCAGCAAUGUAACCCUAUUGAGGUGAUGGUGUUAUAUAAAGCCAAUUAUAUGGAAAAGAAAAAAAAAAGUGUUGGAAUUUUUUUUAGAGUCCUUUGUCAUUCUUCUUGGAGAGUUAGUGUACUUGCUCAUUUUAUUGAACUAGGGAGAGAUUACCUAAUAUCAUUUUGCCUUAAAAAAAGAUCUGUAUUGUCUGUUAAGUCAGAUGUUGCUGUUUCACAUUCAGUAAAAUAUUGUGAAUUGAUUUCAAACACAAGUUGAGGGGUAGUUUCAGAUAUUUUUAAUUCAUCAACUUCAAUAUUAAUAUCUACUGAGCUUUUAUUUCACAAGUAUUGUUUUAGUUCCAGUUUAUCCAAGAGGUUAUGUUCAGUAUGUCUUUUGAUAGCAAUGAUGUAUUCCCAAUCACUUUAGUAAUGGUUCUCCUAGUUUUAAACUAAGGAAAAGGAAGUUUGUUUUCCACUAUGUGCCCUUAUCUCUGUAAUACCUUUUCUUCCACUGCUCAUACUGUGCAAUUUUGCCUUUUAACUUGAUCAUCCUUUGACCUUAGUGUCCAGAAAAGACAAGAAAAUAAUUGCAAGUGUAUUUUUUUCUAUUCAGUAUCUAUUCCACUCUAUCCUGAAAAUGAGUUGAGGGUUAAAAAGCAAGAAAUAAGUGAAAGGAGAGGCUAAGGAGGAAGUGAGUCUGAAAUGCUUUAGGCACAAAUUGUGGAGGUUGGGAAGCAAGAAUACUUUGCCCUGUGAUUCCCAAACAUUGUGCUCCAAAUAUAUUAACUUGUUCAGAGACUUUCUUGGGUAAUUGCCUCAGAUUCCUAUCUCUGAUGUACUAUACUGAAUGCCAUAAUUAUUUUUAUGGAAGUUGAAGAAUUCUUUAUAUCCAUGGACAGAAGGAAGAAGGUGGGGAGAAAUGGAAGAAACAAUGAAAAGCAUCCUUCCAGCUCCUAUUCAAAUAACUUGACUGUACUGUUCUUUUGUCCAGAUGGGAAAUUUUUAGUAACAAUCAGUGAAGAGAAACAAGCUCUGACUUAGAUGCUUGACUACAAGAUAGUUUCUACAACCAUUUGCACUCUAAUUUUGGCUUAAAAUUAGUGGGGUCAGAAAAAUUUCCAGAAAGGCAAACAAUGGUCUUCACAAUACUUCACACAACUUUAUAUAAUUUCUUAAAUAUUCUAAGUUUGGACAUUUUCAUUUUUUCAUGGGACAAAACUUUUGUUUUAGUUUUGAUGUAGAUCUUUGUUAUUUAUGUUUUUGUUUAUUGGGGAGUGUUGGCGAUGGGACUUGACUUUUUUUCCUGAGAACUCUCACCAUGGAAGCUCAUUUUUCCUGAUACAAAGUAUUAUUCCUCUGACUAAGAAAUUAUUUACUCAGAUAAAAUGUGUCAAAGGCAGAUCUUGAAUUUGUGAUUCUAAAUGACUCUAAAACUUGAAGUCAUGACCUGAAAUCUGUUCUCUUUCUACUAGACCAGACUCCCAUAUCUGUGCAUAUAUUACCUAUGUAUGUAUAUGUAUACCAAUAAGGUGUGGGAAGAAGAGUGAUAUGAUAAAACACAAAAUCAACACAGAAGCAUAGGAAGAACUCAAAAUGAAAGGAUCCUAGGAUUUAGAACUGCAUCUGAGUAUAGAAUAGGCAAAUGGUUCGUUUCCUUAUUCUAUGGAAGAGAAAUUGACUGUCAGAGACAUCAAGUGAUUUGUCUAGUCAUAUACAAGUAUUAAAUAACAUGAUUGCAGAAGUCAGUAUCAGGUUUUCUGACUUUACAUCUGGUGCAAUUUCCAAAUGGAUAUUCAAUGAAUAAAUGGAAAUGUAUUUAUAUGGUUUCCUGAUUUCUUAAAGUCUAUGUUACUACUUUAAUGAUAUUUGAAGCAUGCUUUAUUGAAUGUAAUAUAGUUAAAAAAAUUUUCCUGUUGAUGAGGAGUACCUUUAUAUACUUUUAUUGAUACAGUAUGUUGUAAUAUAGUGUU
Messenger RNA from Sarcophilus harrisii (Tasmanian devil), 3329 nucleotides. It is a transcript of the gene KYNU, whose product is annotated as kynureninase. Gene Ontology annotation, cellular component: cytoplasm. Lineage: Eukaryota; Metazoa; Chordata; Mammalia; Dasyuromorphia; Dasyuridae. Gene Ontology annotation, biological process: NAD+ biosynthetic process. The record is from RefSeq and is a predicted model, not a curated record. Gene Ontology annotation, molecular function: pyridoxal phosphate binding; kynureninase activity. The transcript is spliced from 13 exons. The coding region runs from base 141 to 1304 and encodes 387 amino acids.